GGCUCUCCCGCUUCGGGCCGCCAGCUCCCCUGUGCUGAGGCGAUGCCGGACCAGAUCUCCGUGUCGGAAUUCGUGGCCGAGACCCACGAAGACUACAAGGCACCCACCGCCUCCAGCUUCACCACCCGCACUGCCCAAUGCCGGAACACGGUGGCGGCCAUCGAGGAGGCUUUGGAUGUGGACCGGAUGGUUCUUAACAAAAUGAAGAAAUCUGUGAAGGCAAUAAACAUCUCUGGACUGGCUCAUGUGGAAAAUGAAGAGCAGUACACCCAAGCGCUGGAGAAGUUUGGUGGCAACUGUGUGUGCAGAGAUGACCCAGAUUUAGGAAGUGCAUUCCUGAAGUUCUCAGUGUUUACAAAGGAGCUGACAGCGCUUUUCAAAAACCUGAUUCAGAAUAUGAACAACAUUAUCUCCUUUCCUUUGGACAGUUUGCUAAAGGGAGACCUAAAAGGAGUCAAAGGGGAUCUGAAAAAACCGUUUGAUAAAGCUUGGAAGGACUAUGAAACAAAAAUAACCAAAAUAGAAAAGGAGAAAAAGGAACAUGCCAAGCUCCACGGGAUGAUUCGUACUGAAAUAAGUGGGGCUGAAAUUGCUGAAGAGAUGGAAAAAGAGAGGCGGUUCUUCCAGCUACAGAUGUGUGAGUAUCUGCUGAAGGUCAAUGAAAUUAAGAUAAAAAAAGGAGUGGAUUUGCUUCAAAAUCUGAUCAAAUAUUUUCAUGCCCAAUGCAAUUUUUUCCAGGAUGGACUGAAAGCAGUUGAAAGCCUCAAACCUUCCAUUGAAACUCUUUCAACAGAUCUUCACACAAUCAAACAGGCCCAAGAUGAAGAAAGAAGGCAGUUGAUACAGCUUCGAGAUAUUUUGAAAUCAGCAUUGCAAGUUGAACAGAAAGAGGAUUCACAAAUUCGCCAGAGUACAGCCUAUAGCUUACAUCAACCUCAGGGAAACAAAGAACAUGGAACAGAACGGAAUGGCAACCUCUACAAGAAAAGUGAUGGGAUCCGAAAAGUGUGGCAGAAAAGGAAGUGUUCAGUUAAAAAUGGUUUUCUGACCAUAUCCCAUGGUACUGCUAAUCGCCCUCCUGCAAAGCUUAACCUAUUAACUUGUCAAGUGAAGACCAACCCUGAGGAGAAAAAGUGUUUUGACCUUAUUUCACAUGACAGAACAUACCAUUUUCAAGCAGAAGAUGAGCAGGAAUGUCAAAUUUGGAUGUCUGUGCUGCAAAACAGCAAAGAGGAAGCUUUAAACAAUGCAUUUAAAGGCGAUGACAACACUGGAGAAAAUAACAUCGUCCAGGAACUGACAAAAGAGAUCAUUUCUGAAGUCCAGAGGAUGACUGGCAACGAUGUGUGCUGCGACUGUGGAGCACCAGAUCCUACAUGGCUUUCCACAAAUCUGGGCAUUCUGACCUGCAUCGAAUGUUCUGGAAUCCACCGGGAGCUGGGGGUUCACUACUCCAGGAUGCAGUCCCUGAAGUUAGAUGUAUUAGGAACAUCUGAGUUGCUGCUUGCCAAGAAUAUUGGGAAUGCAGGCUUUAAUGAGAUUAUGGAGUGUUGCCUACCAGUUGAGGACUCGGUCAAACCCAAUCCAGGCAGUGACAUGAAUGCAAGAAAAGACUACAUUACUGCCAAGUACAUUGAGAGGAAAUAUGCAAGGAAAAAACACAUGGAUAAUGCAGCCAAACUUCACAGUCUUUGUGAGACCGUCAAAACAAGAGAUGUUUUCGGGUUACUCCAAGCUUAUGCUGAUGGUGUUGAUCUCACAGAAAAAAUCCCACUGGCCAAUGGACAUGAACCAGAUGAAACUGCUCUUCAUCUCGCAGUCAGAUCUGUGGAUCGGACUUCUCUCCACAUUGUAGACUUUUUAGUUCAGAACAGUGGGAACCUGGAUAAACAGACAGGUAAAGGUAGCACCGCCCUGCAUUACUGUUGCCUAACUGACAACGCUGAGUGCCUGAAACUCCUGCUCCGGGGGAAGGCUUCCAUUGAAAUAGCUAAUGAAUCAGGAGAGACACCACUGGACAUUGCCAAGCGCCUCAAACAUGAGCACUGUGAGGAGCUGCUCACUCAAGCCUUAUCCGGAAGGUUUAAUUCUCAUGUUCACGUGGAAUACGAAUGGCGAUUGCUCCAUGAAGAUCUGGAUGAGAGUGACGAUGAUGUGGAUGAGAAAUUGCAGCCUAGUCCCAAUCGGCGAGAAGAUCGGCCUGUCAGUUUCUAUCAGCUGGGAUCUAACCAGCUUCAGUCUAAUACUGCGUGUUUGGCCAGAGAUGCUGCAAACCUUGCCAAGGACAAGCAGAGGGGUUUUGUGCCUAGCAUCUUGCAGAAUGAGACGUAUGGAGCCAUCCUGAGCGGCAGCCCACCAUCCAGCCAGCCUGCACCCUCUAGCACCACCAGUGCCCCCCCACUCCCGCCACGGAAUGUUGGCAAAGUUCAGACAGCCUCCUCGGCUAGCACCCUGUGGAAGACAAACUCUGUAAGUGUGGACGGUGUAAGCAGGCAGCGAUCUUCGUCAGAUCCGCCAGCUGUCCAUCCACCGCUGCCCCCUCUUCGCGUGACAUCUACCAAUUCCCUGACUCCCACACCACCCCCUCCAGUAGCUAAGACACCCAGUGUGAUAGAAGCUUUGAACCAGCAGAUCAAGCCAGCCCAGCCUGGGAUCCCACAGUGCAAAUCCACACCCCCACCUCUGCCACCCCAGCCACCAAGCCGCCUCCCACAGAAGAAGCCAAUUCCUGGGACUGACAAGUCGACCCCACUGAUCAGCAAAGGUCAGCCGAGAGGACCUGCUAUGGAUCUCUGUGGAACAGAAUCUCUGGGCCCUCUGUCCAAUACUGUGGCCAUGCAACCACCAGCACCCAUGCCCCGGAAGUCGCAGAUAACAAAGUCAAAACCCAAACGGGUCAAAGCCCUUUAUAACUGUGUGGCUGACAACCCUGACGAGCUGACUUUCUCUGAGGGAGAUGUGAUCGUUGUGGACGGGGAAGAAGAUCAAGAGUGGUGGAUUGGCCACAUUGAUGGAGAUCCCAGUCGCAAAGGAGCAUUUCCUGUAUCAUUUGUGCACUUUAUUGCUGACUAA
Molecule: messenger RNA, 3072 nt
Organism: Chrysochloris asiatica (Cape golden mole)
Lineage: Eukaryota; Metazoa; Chordata; Mammalia; Afrosoricida; Chrysochloridae
Gene: ASAP2
Product: ArfGAP with SH3 domain, ankyrin repeat and PH domain 2
Exons: 28
Coding region: 43-3072 (1009 amino acids)
Biological process (GO): positive regulation of GTPase activity
Cellular component (GO): cytoplasm
Molecular function (GO): GTPase activator activity; protein binding
Source: RefSeq, a predicted model, not a curated record